Messenger RNA from Hirsutella rhossiliensis, 750 nucleotides. RefSeq names its product short chain dehydrogenase domain-containing protein. Bases 1 to 750 code for a protein of 249 amino acids. NCBI's taxonomy places the organism in Eukaryota, Fungi, Ascomycota, Sordariomycetes, Hypocreales, Ophiocordycipitaceae. The record is from RefSeq and is a predicted model, not a curated record. The transcript has 3 exons.
AUGGCGCCAUACACUGUGCUCAUCAGCGGUGCAAACAGAGGCAUCGGCAAGGGCCUCCUCGAACUCUACCUCGCCCGGCCAAACCACGUUGUCAUUGCUGCCAACCGCAACCCCGACCACGAAACGUCCAAGGCGCUCGCCGACCUCCCCAAAGGCCCGGGAUCCUCCCUCAUCGUGGUCAAGGUCGACGCCACCGCCGCCUCCGACGCCGCCGCCGCCGUGAAGCAGCUCGAGGAGGUCCAUGGCAUCCGCCACCUUGACCUCGUCAUCGCCAACGCCGGCAUCAGCUACUGCUGGCCCAAGGUGUCCGAGGUGAAGCGGGAGGACAUGCAGGCCCACAUCGAGCCCAACGUCUAUGGCCUUGUCUGGCUGUACCAAGCGACCCUGCCGCUGCUCGUCAAGGCUGCCAACCCAAAGUGGGUGAGCGUCGGGUCCUGCUCGGCCUAUCUCACGGUGCGUUUGGAGCAACUCGACAUGCCCAAUGCGGCAUAUGCGCCAUCCAAGGUUAUCGUUCACUGGCUCACAAAGGCCAUCCACCGCGAGGAGCCCGCUCUCGUGGCGUUUCCCCUUGACCCUGGCUGGGUGCAAACGGACCUUGGGAACACGGGCGCCCAUGCGUUUGGACACGAGUCGGCUCCACUGAAAGUGAGCGACGUGUGUGCCGGAACACUCAAGGUCAUAGAUGCUGCUACGCGAGAGACUCAUGGCGGCAGGUUGAUUCGUUAUGACGGUGUCGAGCUGCCAUGGUGA